Porites evermanni is the source of this 783-nucleotide messenger RNA. Lineage: Eukaryota; Metazoa; Cnidaria; Anthozoa; Scleractinia; Poritidae. The record is from the annotation of a GenBank genome assembly.
AUGGCAAGCUGUAACAGCUCCCCGGGUUCUCAAAGAAGCGUCACAAUGGAGGCAUUCACUGAUGAUGAGGACGACGAACAACCGCUGAAAGACAAACAUUGUGUGUCAUACUUGGAAGAAGAUAAAUCUCACGACGAUUUCUUCGUACCACAAAAAUUUCGCGAGAAGUGGAGCAGGGCGGCGUUCGCAGUGUGCGUCGGGUCAUUUUUUGUCACUGUCAUAUUUAGCGUGCUUUCCUUUGAGGCAUCGAACUCCACCGAAAGUUCGUCCAUUUUUACCAGCGCAUUUGACGGAAUUCUUGGAGCUGUUAACUCGUUGAUAGUGGCUUGGAGAUUUCGAGAUGUUCAAAACGGAGAGAAGACGCCUAAACGCGAGAAAAUGGCCACCCUUGGUAUCGCAGUGACCUUUCUAGGGAGUGGCUGCGCGACAGUCGCGGUUGCAAUGCUUCGUCUGAUGGCACACGAUCGGCCUGAAAAACCGGACGAAUUGAUAAUUAUUCUAGCUGCAAGUCUUGUGUGCUAUUCUAACCUUGCGUUACUGCAAAACUGUAUCGCUAAGAAACUCCAAAGUCCAUCUUUACGUGCAUCAGCUGUGGAUUCUUGGCUUGCUGCCGCCAUGUCGCUGGGUGUGUUGUGUUCAACUUUCAUUUACAGGCAGGUUGGAAGGAGUGUAUGGUUUCUGGACCACUCUGUAGCCAUUUUUGUUGGUUUUAUUUCUCUCAUAUAUGGUAUUCAUCUUGUAAUCGAUAUAUCGUUUGGCGGAAAGUUUGCUAAACUCUGUUGA